Anthonomus grandis grandis is the source of this 1537-nucleotide messenger RNA. Its product is annotated as putative methyltransferase C9orf114. NCBI's taxonomy places the organism in Eukaryota, Metazoa, Arthropoda, Insecta, Coleoptera, Curculionidae. The coding region runs from base 285 to 1502 and encodes 405 amino acids. The record is from RefSeq and is a predicted model, not a curated record. The transcript has 4 exons.
GGGUGUUUUAAUCCAUUGUCAUGUAAACAUUAGCAAAAAUUGUUAUUGCUAUUAUUAAUUAUAUAAAAACUAAAGAAGAAUUUAUUAAAACUGGUUGACCCAAUGGACAACGCUAGCGUUUAGUCAAGCACUGACAGCUAUCUAUUUGUGUUCUGUGACUGACAGGUUCCCAUGCCAUAACCUUAAAAUGCAACUAGUUUAUGUUUAUUUCCUCACGUUUUAAUUUUACGAUAAUUUUUCUCCGUAAUUUCUCCUCUUAAAGUUCCUAACAAUUUAAAUGAUAAAUGGAAGUCCAAAAAGCCGAUCAAACUAAAAAGCGUACGUGGAGCGAGGUGAAUAAAGCCAAGAAAGAUGAACGAAGGAAAUGGAAGGAGAUCAACCUAGAGAAAAAGCUCCAGAAAAAGAAACUUAAGACGGAAAUAGCGUCUAAUGAUGUCGAAGCCUCUGCCUUGACCCCACAGCCUGUUUCUACCUUAUCUAUAGCAGUGCCAGGCUCGAUAUUGGAGAACGCACAAACACCCGAGUUAAGGAGUUAUUUGGCAGGACAAAUUGCUCGUGCUGCUUGUAUUUUUCAGGCAAAUGAAGUAAUUGUAUUUGAUGAUUACUGUGACGAAGUAAAUGCAAAAAAAGGCACCUUGCUGGAUGGCACCAAUGAAGAAAAAGUCUCCAGACAAAGUUGUAUACAACUAGGCCGAAUUCUACAGUACCUUGAGUGCCCCCAGUACCUCCGUAAGAGCUUUUUCCCCAUUCACAACGAUUUAAAAUACUGUGGGCUGUUAAAUCCACUUAAUGCUCCACACCAUUUGGGGCUAUAUGAUGACUUUUUGUUUAGGGAAGGGGUGGUUCUAAACACCCCGGUUAAGCCUGGCAAGGGUUCAAUAGUGAAUGUGGGGCUUUUAAAGCAGGUGCAAGUGGAUAAGGUGCUGCUGCCAGGUAUUCGAUGUACUGUGAAGCUGAGACCUCAAGAGCCUCACGUAAAGAAGCUGAAAGGGAUCGUGGUUUCUCCUAAGUUGCCUAGGAGUGAAACGGGGGUUUAUUGGGGCUAUAGUGUACGAAUUGCUAACUCCCUAUCCAAGGUUUUUUCACAAUGUCCUUAUAAAAAUGGGUAUGAUUUAACCAUAGGAACCUCAGACAAGGGCACCUCAGUUGACGAUUUUGAAUGUCCCAAAUUCAAACAUUUACUGAUAAUGUUUGGGGGUGUAAAAGGUCUCGAGGCAGCCCUGGAAAAUGAUGGUGUCCUAGACGCGGACGAUCCCAGUUUGUUAUUCGAUAGCUAUUUAAAUACUUUACCUGAACAGGGUUCAAAAACCAUCAGGACUGAAGAAGCAAUUUUAAUCAGUUUAGCAGCCCUAAGGCCGAAAUUAAACCCGGAAUAUCGCAGUAGAAAUUUCGACGAGAACAAUCCUGAUUUUCAGCUAAAGUUAGACUUCAAAGGCGGCAAAAAAGUAAACGCAAAAGAGAGUGGUAGUGACAAGGACGUGGAUAGGUUCGAUUCGGAUUAAUAGUUGUUAAAUAAAUAAAAAGCGAUUUUAAAGUA